AAAACCUCGUCUUCAGGGGAGCAGACAACGCCAGCAUGGACCGUCGACGCGGAAAGGCUACACCGGCAGCUCCGAAGGCGGGAGCCGCGGUACCCAAGGCUUCCGCGCGGAGUUCGAGGGGGUCCCCGACGGAAGCCAGUGAGCCUCCAGCUGCCCCCAAGGUUGCCCAGCCCCGCGCCGGGAGGUGCGGCGCCGGCGGGGAGUCAGGAGCCAGGCGGAAGCAGAGCGCCCCGACGGAAGCCAGUGAGCCUCCAGCGGCUCCCAAGGCCGCCCAGAUCCGCGCGGGGAGGUGCGGCGCGGGUGGGGAGUCAGGAGCCCGGCGGAAGCAGAGCGCCCCGGAGUCCCGGGAGAUGCUGGCGGCCCGCGCCGAGAAGGCGGCUCCGAGCGCCGAGGAGCUGGAGGGGCGAGGGGCGGCGGCGGCAGAGGUGGAUUCGUCCAUGUCCCCAGGGACGACCCCCCGCAGGGCUGCAUCCCUCCGUGAAGGGGGCGCGCGCCGCACCCGGGAGCGGAGAUCCCCGCUGGGAUCUGCGAAGGAUCCUAGCUGCAGCCUGGCACUGUCCGCGGCGAGUGCCGGCGGCCCGAAAGCGGCGCCCGGGGCUUGGAAGCUGCGGGGUGUGCUGGACCAGUUGAGGUUGAGGGCUCCAGACAUAUCCGCAGCGGCUUAUGUGGUGAACCGGGUGGUGAAACACCUGCUGGAUAGCCUGCGGAGGGGCGAGUCCGAGUUCAAAGGCGUAGCGCUGCUGGGCACCGGGAGCUACUACGAGCACGUGAAGAUUUCUGCACCCAAUGAAUUUGAUGUCAUGUUUAAAUUGGAAGUCCCCAGAAUUGAACUAGAAGAAUAUGGUAACAGUGGUACGCAUUACUUCGUGAAGUUCAAAAGAAAUCCAAAAGAAAAUCCUCUGAAUCCGUUUUUAGAAAAGGAAAAGUUAUCAGCUUCUAAGAUGCUAUUAAAAUUUAGGACAAUUAUUAAGGAAGAAAUCAAAAAUAUUAAAGAUGCAGAUGUCACUAUGGAGAGGAAGAAAAGAGGGAGCCCUGCUGUAACCCUUCUCUGCAGCGAACCUGAAGAAAUAUCUGUGGAUAUAAUCCUGGCUUUGGAAUCAAGAAGUAGCUGGCCUGCUGGAACCCAGGAAGGCAUGCCCAUCAAGGAUUGGCUUGGAGCAAAAGUCAGGACCAAACUAAGACAACAGCCAUUUUACCUGGUACCCAAGCCUGCAAAGGAAGGAAAUGGUUUUCAAGAAGAAACAUGGCGGUUAUCCUUCUCUCAUAUUGAAAAAGCCAUUUUGAAUAAUCAUGGACAUACCAAAACAUGCUGUGAAGACGGCGGAGUGAAAUGCUGCAGGAAAGAUUGCUUAAAACUAAUGAAAUACCUUUUAGAACAGCUGAAAAAAAAGUAUGAGACCCGAAAAGUACUGGAUAAAUUCUGUUCCUACCACAUGAAAACUGCCUUCUUCCAUGUUUGUACCCAGAACCCUGAUGACAGUCAGUGGUGCCCCCAAAAGCUGCAGUUGUGCUUUGACAAUUGUGUGUUGUACUUCCUCCAGUGCCUCAGGAACGAACAACUCAAGCAUUAUUUUAUUCCUGAAGUCAACCUCUUCUCUCAAGAGCAAAUUGACAAAAAAAGUAUAGAAUUUCUGUCAAAGCAAAUUGAAUCUGAAAUAAAUAAUAGAUUUCCAGUUUUUGGUGAAUAUUGA
Otolemur garnettii (small-eared galago) is the source of this 1691-nucleotide messenger RNA. RefSeq names its product cyclic GMP-AMP synthase (gene CGAS). NCBI's taxonomy places the organism in Eukaryota, Metazoa, Chordata, Mammalia, Primates, Galagidae. Gene Ontology annotation, molecular function: 2',3'-cyclic GMP-AMP synthase activity; double-stranded DNA binding; chromatin binding. The record is from RefSeq and is a predicted model, not a curated record. Gene Ontology annotation, cellular component: site of double-strand break; nucleus; cytosol. The coding region runs from base 36 to 1691 and encodes 551 amino acids. Gene Ontology annotation, biological process: paracrine signaling; positive regulation of type I interferon production; DNA damage response. The transcript has 6 exons.